Molecule: messenger RNA, 2396 nt
Organism: Selaginella moellendorffii
Lineage: Eukaryota; Viridiplantae; Streptophyta; Lycopodiopsida; Selaginellales; Selaginellaceae
Exons: 14
Coding region: 59-1765 (568 amino acids)
Molecular function (GO): nucleic acid binding; RNA-DNA hybrid ribonuclease activity
Source: RefSeq, a predicted model, not a curated record
CGUCGGUGCUUCUCUCGAGCAUCCAUUUCAUGGCUGGGCGGCUUAAAUCUUAGGGUUUAUGGGCAAGAACAGGUUCUACGCUGUGCGCCAAGGCCGCCAGCCGGGAAUCUACACAUCGUGGAUGGAAUGCCGGAAACAGGUGGGGAUUUUGGAGAGAAAUCGUUUCGCGAUGCUCAUGAGCGAUGCUUUCCAGGUCGAUGGAUUCGCCAUGGCCGAGUACAAGAGCUUCUCUUUGAAAAGCGAGGCCAAGCUUUAUCUUUCAUCUCUCCAGCCCCAGCAAAACUCUAAGAACAAGCUUGUUCAUCUUCUCCAGUAUGAUGGUGCUUCUAAAGGCAAUCCUGGAAAAGCUGGUGCUGGAGCAUUGCUACGUGAUCCGGACGGCUCAGUGCUCCAGGAGCUGAGAAUUGGCCUUGGCACCGCGACGAACAACUUUGCGGAGUAUCAGGGACUCAUUUUGGGAUUGAAAGGAGCGUUGGCGCAAAACGUUACUCGUAUUCGUGUCCAAGGGGACUCCAAUCUCGUUUGCAAGCAGGUAGCUGGCAUAUGGAAAGUAAACAAGGACACUCUCAAGCCAUUACACGCAGAAGCGCAAUCGCUGUCGAAGAAGUUUACUGAGUUCACUAUAGAGCACGUCGUACGGGAACUCAAUAGUGCUGCAGACGAUCUUGCGAAUAAGGCCAUCGAUCUUAAACCGCAAGAGGUUGUGAAAGAUGUAAAAUGUAUAAAGCUACAGAUCUCCGAGCCAUCUCAUCAGAUCACCACUAAGAAAAACAAGAAAGAAGUUACUGAAGAGUCUGUCUAUGUGCUUGCGUACGAUGGAGCUUCUAAAGGAAAUCCUGGGAAAGCUGGUGCUGGAGCGCUGCUGCGCAAUCCGAAGGGCUCAGUCAUUGAAAAACUGUACAUGGGACUAGGCACAGCGACAAACAAUGUUGCAGAGUAUGAGGCUCUCAUACUCGGACUACAGGCAGCACUCGACCGGAACGUGACUAGCAUUCAAGUAUUUGGGGAUUCCAACCUCGUUUGCAAGCAGGUAGCAGGAGAAUGGGCUGUGAGACAUGAAGGCUUGAGAGCAUUGCACGCGCAAGUACAGGCUCUUUCGAUGCAGUUCACCACGUUCAGUAUUCAUCACGUUGACAGGGAAAUGAACACUGAAGCGGACGCACUUGCAAACAAAGGAAUCACUUUGCCAUGCAGGACAAUCGUAACGAGACCAACAAGAAAAUCACCUCCUCACCAGCAACAUCAAGUGGCAGAGUCUUCAACUGAAAUGAGCGCAUUAACUCCUGACACUACAAGUACCGUAGAGGUUGGCAGUGCUGUUGCAAGGAAACUAUCCACAAGAAGGAAGACAACGCAAGGGGAGAAUGCGGAGCCUGUUGGACCUGACGCCUCAGAUAAAGCUGGUGCAAAUGCGAAGAGCCAAUCGAAAAGAAACUCUGCAAAAAACAUCAACAACAAAACCAACGCACAAAACUCCGAGACAAUUCAGAGGAAAGUAAUGGUUGCAACGAGGACGGAAGCUUUAACACAGCAAACAUGCGUUACGAAAAACGUAAUGGACGCUGCUGUUGGGAGGUACGUCACAGUGGACGCAGCGCGCGGUAAUCAAGUCCCAAGCAAACCAUCGACUACUAAGGUUUCUUACAAGUCAUACCACAGCUACUCGACAAUUUUCUCCAGAUUUCCUACGAGGCCCGCGGCCUGCAUUUCUGUUUUCAGGAGCCUCUCUACAAUUGCAGCUGUCGCACUAGUGAGGCGCUUUUGACCUCAUCCGUUUGAAGACGGCAGCUCUCGGUUUUGUAUGCAUGGCUUGCAGCUCCAGCUUUGUCGUAAGUCGGCUUUGUUUUCGUCACUGUUGGUCUAAUCCAAUCAUGCAGGCCAGUCGUAAGCGUCCAAUUGUUUCCUGUGACCAAGACGAGACCCGAGACCAGCCGCGACAAAAAACAUCCGGCAUGCCGCACCACAGGUACGGUUUUGAGGAAAAAGGAAGAAAAAGGGUAACGAGGUCGUGUCGUUGUGGACCCUCUUCAGAUCCAUGAAAUGGACUUGCGAGCUGGACCCUGUUGUGCGUUUCUUUCAAGCAGUUAUUUCGUUGAGUUUUACAGUGCAAGACUUACAGGGACCAGAUGGUGAAACAUCUAAUCACUUGUCUACCUUGAAACCGAAACAUUACGAUUGCUCGGCCACUAAACCAUGCCGCUCGAUGGAUGAGAUCACGUUAUGACAUACGAGACAAUGAGCGAAACUUGGAAGACAAACGAAAACUUAUAUAGUAUUAUCAAAAGACAUUAUCAAAAGACAAGGACGCGAAAAAACGCGAAAUGCCCGAGCAAGGCAUCCGAAAGAGGAAGAGCACGGCAAAGAGGACCACCAAAACCAAAAAGAAAAAGAAAAAG